ACACAUAAUCCUCUCAAUAAUUGACUUAUUAGUCAAAAACCAAACAUCGUGGCAUUAAUAUCUCCGAGGGAAAAAAAAAAAAAAAUCACAAAACCCCUUUUCCCAAUGUUGUUGUUAUUUACAUUAUUUUUCUUUUCUGAUAUUUUUCCUUCUUAAUUCUUAGUCCAUACUUUUUCCAUAUUUUUCUUCCCUUUUCCAUUGUAGUUUCUGCAGGAGGCAGGCCCAUUUGAACGUCUUUCUUUCUUUCUUUUUUAAUCUCAAGUAGGAUCCUUUCCAGUUUUAUACCCGAAACAAUUUGAUUGCAUCAUCUGGGUUUUUCAUAAAGUUUGCAAAAGUUUGGAGCUUUCUUCAGUUAAGAGUGGCUUGAUUUCCCUCCAAAAAAAGGUUCUCCUUGUUUUCGAGUGGGUAGGAGACAGCCUGUGUUUCCAUUUUUGGAGAUGCCCUUGUACAUCUUGCCCACUCUUAUUGGUCUUCCUACAUAAUUGGCAGCCGCAUUUUCAGUUCUCGACAAAGAGUUUCGGAAUUCUGGAAUUCUGAUUAUAUUGAGCGGAAUUUUGGGGGGAAUUUCCGGGUGUUUGGUUAUGUUUCGCCCGAGCUAUGUGUGAACCUAGUAUUGGAGAGCGCUCAACUGUUUAAUUUGAGGGCUCCAGCAUAUAAUCAGAUGCAAUGGGUUCCCAUGUUAACAGUGAAUCAUCAAGUUAUUCAAAAUUUGGUGAUAUAGGAGACCUGAAACUGCAGAAAAGUUCAUGCUUUCGAACAGAAAGUAAUUCACAAGAUCAGCAACUAAGAGCUGAUGCUGUAAUUGGAGCACAGAUUCCAGAAACUUAUGUUUCACAAGUGGCUGGAAGUUCUGCCAAUGAUAACUCUGAAGCUGAGUCGUUUGAUGCAGUGGAUGAGCAAGAGACAACCUCAUCCCCUGCAGUAGAUGAUAGGUUGUUGGAUGGCCUACCUGAAGCAUCUUCUAUUGCUGAAGAUGGCGGCCAACGAACCAAACCAGUGCAGCACUCACCAGUUAUCGACAUUUCUCCAACAAGGGAUGUUUCCAUGUCAUCCCAGGCACGGAGAGGUUUCAACAAAAGCAGCACUUCGGAAGUGGGAAGUCCUAGAGAUUCCUUGCUUGAAAGCCAUAGGAUUGCUUACUCGAGAUCCAUGACAGAGAGAAAGGGGAGUCCAAUGUAUGACCGGAAGAUGGAUAGGUUUUCAAAGAGUGAGAAGGAAUGGCUCAUAAUGGACCUAGUGAAGUUUCAAAAUGACGGGACGGUGGAGGUGGAUCUCACUAAGAGUGCCCCUGUGGCUUCUGAACUCUUAGAGCUAGGUUCGCUAGGUUCAGUUGAGGGUCUUCCUCCAAAUGUAGAUGUUAUUUGCACUGAUUUCAACAAAAAAAUUCCUAAACUGAAGAUUGCAAUGCUCGUGGUUGGAACAAGAGGAGAUGUUCAGCCUUUUCUAGCUAUGGCUAAAAGACUGCAGGAGUUUGGUCAUCGUGUUAGGCUGGCAACUCACGCUAAUUUUCGUAGUUUUGUGAAGUCGGCUGGGGUUGAGUUUUUCCCUCUAGGUGGUGAUCCUCGUGUUCUAGCAGGAUAUAUGGCCCGCAACAAAGGUCUGAUUCCAUAUUCGCCAGGAGAAAUCUCUGUGCAGAGAAGACAAAUGAAGGCAAUCAUUGAAUCUCUUCUUCCGGCUUGUACAGAGGCAGAUCAGGAAACCGGUGAGCCUUUCAGGGCUCAAGCAAUUAUAGCGAAUCCCCCAUCUUACGGACAUGCUCAUGUUGCUGAAGCUCUUGGUGUUCCCCUCCACAUCUACUUCACCAUGCCUUGGACGCCCACGUAUGAAUUUCCUCAUCCAUUGGCACGUGUACCUCAGAGUGCCGGUUACUGGCUCUCUUAUAUAGUUGUGGAUUUAAUCGUAUGGUGGGCAGUACGAGGAUAUAUAAAUGAUUUCAGGAAAAGAAAGCUGAAGCUACCUCCUAUUGCAUACUUCAGUACGUACCAUGGGUCAAUAUCUCAUUUACCUACUGGCUAUAUGUGGAGCCCACAUAUUGUGCCUAAACCAAAGGAUUGGGGGCCUCUAGUUGAUGUUGUUGGCUAUUGUUUUCUAAACCUUGGAUCAAAGUAUGAACCCACUGAAGACUUUGUCAACUGGAUCCAGAGUGGACCUAAACCUAUCUAUAUAGGUUUUGGAAGCAUGCCUCUAGAAGAUUCUAAGAAAACCACAAGUAUCAUUCUGGAAGCACUAGAGAAUACAGGGCAGAGGGGAAUAAUUGACCGUGGAUGGGGAGAUCUUGGUACUGUGGAAAUUCCUGAAAAUGUAUUUCUUCUCGUCGACUGCCCUCAUGAUUGGUUAUUCCCUCAAUGUUCUGCUGUUGUUCACCACGGUGGUGCUGGAACUACAGCUACAGGACUUAGGGCUGGGUGUCCCACGACAAUAGUUCCAUUUUUUGGAGACCAGUUUUUCUGGGGGGAUAGAGUCCACCAAAGGGGUCUCGGACCUGCCCCUAUUCCUAUAUCGGAGUUGAGUGUUGAAGCCCUGUCUGAGGCCAUACGAUUCAUGCUUCAACCUGAGAUAAAAUAUCGGGCAAUGGAACUAGCGAAACUAUUAGAAAAUGAAGAUGGAGUUGCAGCUGCAGUUGAUGCAUUUCACCGACAUUUACCUUCAGAGCUACCACUGCCAACUGCCAAGGAGAAAGAUUAUGAUCAUCCAAAUCCCCUGCAAUGGUUGUUCAUUCAAGUCGGCAGAUUAUGUUGUCUGCCUUGUGGUUCAUAGGUGCGGCGACAAUGAAAUAUCAGCUUGUUCAUAUAUUUGUAUCAAUCUCAAUUCAUUUCUAUGUUUGAGUAGAUAUUGAAUUCAUUCUUUGUACUGAUCCUCUGGACAAGUCAGUCCAGUGUACAGGUUUUUGGUUUUUUUUUUUUU
Molecule: messenger RNA, 2904 nt
Organism: Oldenlandia corymbosa var. corymbosa
Lineage: Eukaryota; Viridiplantae; Streptophyta; Magnoliopsida; Gentianales; Rubiaceae
Source: the annotation of a GenBank genome assembly